This is a messenger RNA of Phalacrocorax carbo (great cormorant), 5274 nucleotides long. The record is from RefSeq and is a predicted model, not a curated record. Lineage: Eukaryota; Metazoa; Chordata; Aves; Suliformes; Phalacrocoracidae.
UGCGCGGAGCCGCCGCACGCGAGCCCGGAGGGGCCGGGGCUGCCGCAGCGCCCGCGCCGGUCCCGCACCGCCCGCGCCGGUCCCGCACCGCCCGCACGGCUCCCGCCGCCCCCGCCGGGAGCCCCUGACCCACCAUGACGUUCAAGCAAGCAUCAAUGAUGGCCCCGGAGGCCACGGCCACCACGAUGCCCAUGGCCACAAUGGAGAACUCCACGGAGGCCGCGGGGCCGGGCGAGAGCAAUGGGGACAUGUUCACCCAGCUGAAGGACAAGUUCAUGAAUGAGCUUAACAAGAUCCCCUUGCCCCCCUGGGCCCUCAUCGCUAUCGCGGUGGUAGCUGGACUCCUCAUCCUCACCUGCUGCUUCUGCAUCUGCAAGAAGUGCUGCUGCAAGAAGAAGAAGAACAAGAAGGAGAAGGGUAAAGGCAUGAAGAACGCCAUGAACAUGAAGGACAUGAAGUCAGGCAACCAGGGUCAACAGGACGACGAUGAUGCGGAGAUGGGUCUGACAGAGGGGGAAGGCGAGGAGGAGGAGAAGGAGCCGGAGAACCUGGGCAAGCUGCAGUUCUCUCUGGACUAUGAUUUCCAGGCAAACCAGCUGACAGUGGGGAUCCUCCAAGCUGCCGAACUGCCAGCUUUGGACAUGGGUGGCACCUCAGACCCGUACGUCAAGGUGUUUCUGCUCCCUGACAAGAAGAAGAAGUAUGAGACCAAGGUGCAGAAGAAGACACUCAACCCUGCCUUCAACGAGACCUUCACCUUCAAGGUCCCCUACCAGGAACUGGGUGGGAAGACGCUGGUCAUGGCCAUCUACGACUUCGAUCGCUUCUCCAAGCAUGACAUCAUCGGCGAGGUGAAGGUGCCCAUGAACACGGUGGACCUGGGCCAGCCCAUCGAGGAGUGGCGGGACCUGCAGAGUGGCGAGAAGGAGGAGCCAGAGAAGCUAGGAGAUAUCUGCAUCUCCCUCCGGUACGUGCCCACAGCUGGGAAACUCACUGUCUGCAUCCUGGAGGCCAAGAACCUGAAGAAGAUGGAUGUCGGCGGUCUCUCAGAUCCCUACGUGAAGAUCCACCUGCUACAGAAUGGCAAGAGGUUGAAGAAGAAGAAGACCACAGUCAAGAAAAAGACCCUGAACCCCUACUUCAACGAGUCCUUCAGCUUCGAGAUCCCCUUUGAGCAGAUACAGAAAGUGCAGGUGGUCAUCACGGUGCUGGACUAUGACAAGCUGGGGAAGAACGAAGCCAUUGGCAAGAUCUUCACGGGCUGCAACUCCACCGGCACGGAGCUGCGGCACUGGUCCGACAUGCUGGCCAACCCCCGGCGGCCCAUUGCCCAGUGGCACUCGCUGAAGCCAGAGGAAGAAGUAGAUGCAGCUCUUGGGAAAAACAAAUAGGAAGAUCUGCCGGCCAGCACAGCACGGCACUGCUGACAGUCGAAGCGACCCAGAGCUACUGAUACCUCAGUUACGCAACCUUUGGUUUUUUUGUUCUGUUUUAAGCUGAAAUACCCUUUGAUGGCUGUGGAAGGGUUUCCAGACAGUCCCAAUAGCUUCCAGGGGAAGAGGUUAAAGACACGGAUGGUUCUUUUCAUUCUUCAGCAUCGCUCCCCUCUGCUGCAUGUCCCAUUGUCUCUGCCCGCCAUCACUUCCAGGUGCAAAGCCACCACCACGCCUGGGACCUUCCCCGGCGGCCGCGUCACCAGCCCGCAGCAUCGCUGCUGCCGUCCUUCCUUUGGGUUCACGUGGGGAACCGUCGAACAUUGCAUGGAGGCGAUGCGGAGCCUGGUAGAGCGAGAUGACCAGACCCACUGUGCUUGCCUGGGGCAGGAACAGCUGUGUGGACAUCGAAACGGUGGAGAAGACCCUCUGCAGGAGACCCAGGUGCCUCCCGCUCCUGCUCUGCCCCCCACGGUGAGAGCUGUGGUUGCGGGCUGAGGACGGCCGCGCGUCCCCGGCCAGCUCCAGGUUUGGCUUCUCCUGGGGAGAGGUUUGCAAGGACGGCAGGGCCCCGCUGCGGCUGGCGUGGCAGUGGGGUGCUGAGCCCUUGGCAUUGCAGCCAGAGCCGUGGGGACCAGUCUGAGAAUGGGGAGCCCUGGGGGGGUCUGCUCUGAGGAGGCACGCGGUGGGAGGUGCAGGCAAUGGCAGCGCAGUGCGGACCACCACCACCUCUGCCGGGCGGCUGUCGUGUCCCCAGAGGCCAGGCGAAGACAGCGCGGGGUGGUUUGCUUGUGUGCCCCACCAUGCUUGGUUGAAACCUGUAAAUCAAAAUGCUUCCACAAGGCAGGUUUACGCUGAGAGGUCUCCAGAUGUGAGGGGGGCAGCCCCGGAGAGCAGCGCCAGGUGCCUCCCCAAAGGCCAUCGCGUGUCCCCAGGGCUGAGCUGUGCCAUGGGCACACCAGCACAGCCUUGGGGCAGCUGGGGGACUAUGGGGAGCUCCAGCCCCACCGCCGCAUUGCACCGCUGUGAUGCUGGUGGGGAGGGCAAGGGCGAGCCCAUGGCCAACAAGGGACCAAAGCCCCUGACCCCUGCGCGCUGCUGCUCCCCACCGGGCCACUGGCUGCUGAAUCCACCCCAUCCUGCUCCCCUCAGGGGUAUAAGCCAUAUCCAUGUCCCUGACAGUGGGCAAGAGCUUCUCCGGGCCACUCCUCCCACUGUGGGACGAGCCAGCACCAUGUCCCUGAGCUGGAAAGCCCAUGUUGUUCCUUGCAGCUGGGAGAGGGUCCGGCAGCCCUGCCCAGUUCAGCCCAGUCUGUACUGGAGCACUGACGUCCCCGUCCUGGCUCCGGCUCCCCCGCAGCCUCAUGCUCCCUGCUCCGCUUUGCUUUCCUGGACUCGGUUUUGGUGGGUUUUGGCAGUUACGCAGCGAAGGGUGUCGCACCUUCGGCGAGGGGGGCUUGCGGUGGAGAAGCAGAGCUCUGGGGUGCAGCGGGGACGCCGCGGGCAUCGGGAUGCAGCUCUGGGGGUCCAACGCCUGGGCUGGGACUGUGGUACAGGCCGUCCCGAGCCUGGGGACAAAGUGCCAAAAGUGAGCUCGCGCCGGUGCCGUUGGGUGCUUCAGCAGCUCCCCGUGGGCCCUGCUUCCCAAAGGGCAUCCAGCCCCGGCUGGAGGUGGGGAGACAAUGGGAAACUGGGUGGCAGCCACAGCUCAGGGGGUUCGGGUCGGACAUGUGGCCAAGCCCCUUCCCCUGGAGGGACGUGCAGCCCUGGGACAGGUCCCCAGGGAGGGACGUCUCCGUCCUUGGGGGAGGUUUGGGGUUCGGAUAGCCAAGCUGCAGUAUGGUGGUGGGGGAGGUUGGACGGGAGACCUCCAAAGACCACUUCCACCCCCACCUCGGCUGUGCUUGGCCCAUGCCCCGGGGCCCAGCACGGCUGCUGGAGCUGCGGCUUGGCCAGGCUGGGCCAAGGUGCCUCCAGGGCCGCGCCAGGCUACGGGGGCUUCGUGGGUCCCGCAGGGCCAUCUCCGGCUUUAAUUAGUCCCUUUUCCUAAUGGAUAUGUCAGUGUCAGCAAACGAGGUCCUGCCCUGCUCGUGUCACCAAAGGGAGAAGAAACCUUGGGGUGCUUUUCAUUAACGGGGAGCUGGGGGUGGGCGAUGCCCCCCGGCCGGGGGCACAGGCAGGACUUGGUCACUUGAAUCAGUCUCAUUUCAGAGUCCGCCCGGGCACUGGGGGGGAGCAUUUGCCUUAUGUGGAAAUGGGUUAAAAAAGAAGGAACUGAAAAGAACACUAAAAUCUUCCUGUUGGCAGUCCGCAAGCGUGCACGGCCCCGCAGCUGUCCUUGGGAAGCAGGCGGAGUUGUGCACGCACGCCUGUACACAUACGCACACCCACAUGUGCACCACCCCCCCCCCACAUGCACCCCGCCCUCCCCGCACCCCCUGACCCGCCGCAUCGCCCAGGGUCUCACCCAGGAGCAGAGAUCCCACCCAGCUGUUCCAUUCGGACUCUUUAAGCCUCUGGGGGGGGGAGGAAACUGUGACUUUAAUACAUAAUUUAAUUUUUUUUAAUAAAAAAGGAAAAAAUAACCAAUAUAUUAAAGCCAUCUGCGCUGCCUCUGACCCCCCCCCCCCCCCAGUUGUGUGUAGUUAAAACUAUAUGGAGACAUAGCUGUAUAUACCAUGAGCAGUGCAUGAGAUGCAGCCACGUAGCAGUAGCAGCAUGGUUAAAGCCGAGCGCGGCACUGCACGCUCUGUCCCACCGCUCGCCGCCGCCGGCACCUCCGUCCCGACCACGUUUCUCCAGCGAGGCAGAGACGGUGACGAACAAAACUCGUUGCUCGAGUGCUCUCCACUGCCCUGAUUAUUUUCCCCCAAAUUAAAAAAAAAUUAAAAAAAAAACAUGUAAAAGAAGAACAUAAUGCCAAGAAGCAAAGCAUGCCAAGGCAGUCCCGCCAGCGGAGGGUGAGCCGUCGCCGACGCAGCCAUGACUUCCACGUGUGUCUUGUUCCUGUGUCUUGUCGCAUUUAUACCAUGGCUGGGUAGCGGCAACAUCGUGGCUUCGGUGUCCUGUGUCGCGUUGGUGCGUUUCACCGUCAGAGCAACUUUAGAAGCCAUAUUAGACCACGGUGUGCCGGGACCCCAUGGGGAUGGGCCCACAGGUGAGCUGUGACCCCCCCUUCCCCCCGUGUGUCCACUGUUCCCCCUGGUUUCGCGGGGCUCGGCGGCGGAGCCAGGCUGAGCCACGUCGGCCACCGCCUCGGUGGCCAUGGAUGCCACCGUUGCACCGGGUGGGGGGAUGGGGCAGCGCUGGGACAGACGCUGGGGCUGACCUGCCGGUGGCAUUUCUGCAAUGGAAAGGCUGGGACGCGGCAAAGAUCUGAUGCCGAAAAGGCUUUUUGGAGAAAUUUGGGUUAUUUCUGCUGUGUCCGGUCAGGUGGUUUCUGUUUUGGGGACGAGAGCUGGCUUCCCCCCCCGCCCAGCUGCACCGUGGUGCAAACCCAGCCAUGCCACGGAGAUGCUCAGCUUCAGCCUCCUGGGGUUAAAAGGAAGCGAAUCCGCAAGGCUUGGCAACAAGCUUGGCUUGCUUUUUCUUUUUUCCCCCAAACCUGGGAGGGAGGAGCAGCUCCUCUGGGAGGCCCAGGCUCAGAGGGUUCCCGGAACAAAGGACCCGGGUGCCGGCCCCGCUCUGCCCCAUCCUGGCCCCCGCAGCGCUCGGCUCCGGCGGGAAGCUGCUUUUAAAGCCCCUUCCUCUCGUGUGGACUCUGUCGUUUCCGUCUCUUAUCGUUAAAUGGUUAUUUUGUAAAGAUAUCUGUCUCCUUAUUAAAGAAACGAGCUGAAAGGAG